Messenger RNA from Brenthis ino (lesser marbled fritillary), 579 nucleotides. Lineage: Eukaryota; Metazoa; Arthropoda; Insecta; Lepidoptera; Nymphalidae. The record is from the annotation of a GenBank genome assembly.
AUGUCAGAAAACCUAAACCAUAAUGUACCUGUAAUCUGGGCUCUUCUAAAACCUGUCAUGAAACUCCUUCCGUCCUCGGUAGAAAACGUUUAUUUCUUAAGCGAUGGUCCUGUUACUCAGUACCGUAACAAAGAUAUGUUUUUUUACUUACUUUGUAAAUUGACUGAAACUUAUCCGAAUAUUUAUGAUUUUACCUGGAACUAUCAUGAAGCCGGUCAUGGUAAAGGAGCUCCAGAUGGUAUCGGAGUAUACACCGAUUCUGAGAAAGAUGUGCAAAACAAAAUAGUUGCACAAACAUCUACUCAUGUGAUUAAUACUAUAGACAAUGCAGACACCGCUAUGACUGUCAAGAACCGAGAUUUUGUACUUGUGGAAUAUAAUAUUAAUAAUAAAAAAUAUAGAUAUGCUGGCGUAUGUUCGUCAGAUUUUGAUGAAGAAGAAGGAGAGAUCAGGGUUACUUUUUUAAAGAUCUCCAAUAAAGAUGCUACGCUUUUUAGAAUAAAUGACAAUGACAUGUCUGAUGUUAAAUGGGAACAGAUCUUGACCAUAUUACCAGUGCCAAAAUAUACGUAUGAAGGG